Messenger RNA from Musa acuminata AAA Group (dessert banana), 1645 nucleotides. RefSeq lists its product as uncharacterized. The coding region runs from base 181 to 1482 and encodes 433 amino acids. NCBI's taxonomy places the organism in Eukaryota, Viridiplantae, Streptophyta, Magnoliopsida, Zingiberales, Musaceae. The transcript is spliced from 10 exons. Gene Ontology annotation, molecular function: calcium ion binding; 3'-5'-RNA exonuclease activity. The record is from RefSeq and is a predicted model, not a curated record.
ACCUCCGAGACCCAAGCAAGCCGCCUUACGGCGCAACCGGUUGAGGCGGUCACUCGCACCCCUUCCUCUUCCUCUCCCCUCCGCCCGUGGCUUCGUCUUCGUCGUUCUAUAAAUCCCCAGUACAGCCACUAACAGCGAUCGUCUUCCUCCCUCUAGAUCUCUCUUGCCUUCUCUCGUAGGAUGAUCUCGGAGCGCUGCGUUUCUUGUACCACCUUCAACAUUUUCGCGCCCAUCUACAAGCGCCUCAGCGAGAAGGUGGGCUGCGUGAAUCUGGACCAGAGUUGCCGGGAGAGCCAAUACAGGGCGUACUGGCAGAGUAGGAACCAGAGCAUCAUCGACCGACUUUUGGGAGAUCGGUCCUCCGUCAUUUGCCUGCAGGAGGUUUGGUUGGGGAAUGAGGAGCUCGUUGACAUGUAUGAGAAAAGGCUUGGCGGUGCGGGUUAUAUCAGUUUCAAGCUUGCUCGGACCAACAAUCGUGGUGAUGGCCUUCUCACAGCUGUUCGUAGAGACCAUUUUAGGAUUAUAAACUAUCGAGAGUUGCUCUUUAAUGAUUUUGGGGACCGUGUUGCUCAGCUAUUACAUGUCGAAUCAGUUGUUCCUGUAUUGCAAGGACCUAAUAGCAACAUUCAUGCACAGAUUAUCAUUGUGAAUACCCAUUUGUUAUUUCCUCAUGACUCUAGCCUGUGUAUAGUUCGUUUGCAACAGGUGUAUAAGAUCCUUCUUUACAUAGAAACAUACCAGAAGGAGCACAAUCUUAGUCCCAUGCCUAUUGUACUCUGUGGAGACUGGAACGGAAGCAAACGUGGUCAUGUUUAUAAGUUUCUUCGGUCUCAAGGGUUUGUAUCAUCAUAUGAUACAGCUCACCACUAUACUGACAGUGAUGCAGAUUGCCACAAGUGGGUUAGCCACCGUAAUCACCGUGGGAACAUCUGUGGGGUUGAUUUUAUAUGGCUUUUGAAUCCAAACAUGUAUAGGAAGCCCCUUCGAACUAGCUGGAGUGAAGCAGUAUUUGGCAUUAUUAAGUAUCUUCUGCAAGCAGCUUCUCUUACAAAUGAUGAUGCAUUUGCAUUCCUAAAGGCUGACAAUCUUGGUGAUUAUAUUAUCUACUCGGGUUUCUGUCAAGCACUCCACCAGUUAGGCAUAACUAGCCAGCUUGACGGUCUUGGUCCCGAAGAUGCAAAAGAUUUAUGGUUUCAAGCUGACAUUGAUGGGGAUGGUGUUGUCAACUAUGAAGAAUUUAUGAAGCGAAUUUGGAGUCUAAAAUGGUCGGAGCAUCCAAACGAGAUUUUAGGGCAAGGGACCGAGCGAGGAUCAGCAACGAGCAUAGGGAAGCACCAGGCCUUUGGUUUCAGAGUAAAAGAUGCAGUUCUUUUUCCACCGGAAGUCGAGAAGGGAAUGUGGCCAGAAGACUACUCUCUGUCAGAUCAUGCACCAUUGACUGUUGUGUUUUCUCCUGUGAGAAUGUCUUAUAGUCCGAGUUGAAGCGGUAGGAAAAAGUUUGUCAUGACAAAUCUGAGUUUUUGUUAAUCCGUGGGUAAUCUAUAUGUAUGCAAAGCUCUACCCUAUCUAUCGACCCAUUAUGUAUAGCAUCUGAUAGUGAUCAAUGUCAUGGAUACAAAAAUUGCAAGCUUGGAAUUCCAUUUGA